AAUCAGGAACGUACAAUUUAAAUUUUUUACCCCAAAUCAAUUUUCAAUCUGAAAUUUCUAGGGUUUAUUUCAUGUGGUGGAGACCCUCCUUGUAUAGUUGCAUUCAUCCUUCAAUGCCGGUGUAAAGCUUGAAAUCGGAAGCUCACAUUCACUUUCUCUCUCUUCACCUACAUAUAUGACUAUAAUAUUGUGUACACAUUCGCCGGUAAUUCCGGCGGCAGGUCGACAUAGUGACGAUGGCGGACGGUGGUUCGAGUUCAAGUGAGUACUGAGUAGCAUUCACGAGCGACGUUUCUCGUGAUUGGGGCGAUUCUCACGCUCAUAUACCACCUUAUUCUCUAAAUCAAAUCAAAGUUCUGCACAAUCGGUGAUAGGAGAAAAAAAUAUAUAAGUGGGAGUGUGCAACAUGAAAUGAUGGAAGAUUGCACAAUAACUGGCUGAAUUUCCGGAUUUUUGUUGAAUUUUCUGCAUCUAAUCAAGGAGAAUGUCUAGGCCACUCCAUAGAGGUAUUUCUGGUGGGGGAAAAUUACCAGAGAACAUUCAGGACUUCUUAGAAGAUUCUCAAAUGAAAGUCAAAACAGAGAAUGAAGAUUUACAUAAGAAUCAUUUAUCCCCUUCAAGGAAUCCAUUUCAGUUCUUUUAUUCGAUUAAUUCAUCAUCCAAACAAUCUAUUUCCACAAAUGGCUAUAUUGUUCCUGAUCCAUACAGCCCUGUAACUUCAAGAAACCGCUACAAACUAACUUUGUUUUUGCUUAAGUUGAGUUUAUUUUUUAUCAUAAUUCUUGCCCUUACUGGAUCCUUUUGGUGGACAAUAUCUCUCACAAAUUCCUCUAGAGGUCACACUUUCCAUAGAUAUAGAAGGCUUCAAGAACAGCUUGUAUCAGACUUAUGGGACAUUGGAGAGCUUUCACUUGGUACUUCUGGGGUUAAAGAAUCUGAAUUCUGUCCUCUAGAAUCAGAAAACUACAUACCCUGUUUCAAUACCACAGAAAACCUUGACUUGGGUUUGACCAUGGGUCAUGAAAAUGAUCGCCAUUGUGGACCCACAUCAAAACAGAAUUGUUUAGUUCUUGCCCCUCCUGCUUACAAGAUUCCUCACAGAUGGCCUACUGGAAGAGAUGUUAUUUGGAUUGAUAAUGUUAAAAUAAAUGCACAACAAGUACUUUCAUCUGGAAGUUUGACCAAAAGGAUGAUGUUGUUAGAUGAAGAUCAAAUCUCAUUUAGUUUUGCAUCUUCCAUGGUUGAUGAUAGUAUCGAAGAUUACUCUCAUCAAAUUGCAGAAAUGAUUGGUUUAAGAAAUGAAUCUUACCUUGUUCAUGCUGGUGUGAGGACAAUAUUGGAUAUAGGGAGUCAAGUGGAAAUAACUCUUGAAAGAGGUCUUCCUGCUUUGGUUGCUUCCUUUACUUCAAAGAAAUUACCAUUUCCGUCCCUGUCAUACGACAUGGUACACAGUGCUUGGGAUGGGGUUGACUGGAAUCAUAAAGAUGGUUUACAUUUGAUUGAAGUGGAUCGAGUUCUUAGGCCUGGAGGAUACUUUGUUUGGACUUCACCAAUUGCCAACACCCCAAUUUCCACCCGAAAUAAAGAUAAUUUAAAAAAAUGGGAUUUUGUGCGUAAUUUUGCUAAAGAUCUUUGUUGGGAUUUGUUAUCACAACAAGACAAAACGGUUGUAUGGAAGAAACCGAGUAAUAAAGAUUGUUAUGCUUCUAGGAACCAUGGAUCGGGCCCAUUGAUCUGCAAAGUGGGCCAUGAUGUUGAAUCUCCAUAUUAUCAUCAACUCGAGGCAUGCAUUGGAGGAACUCAUAGCCACCGUUGGAUCCCAAUUGAGAAAAGACCAAAUUGGCCUUCUAGAGCAAGAUUAAACACCAAGGAACUCGCUAUCCAUGGUGUACUUUCGGAUGAUGUUUAUGAAGACGAUGUGAAUUGGAAUUUAGCAAUAAGAAACUAUUGGUCUCUGCUAUCUCCACUUAUAUUUUCAGACCAUCCAAAAAGACCCGGGAUUGAAGACCCGUCCCCACCUUACAACAUGGUGAGAAACGUACUUGACAUGAACGCGCAUUUUGGUGGUUUUAAUUCCGCACUACUCGACGCACGCAAAUCCGUAUGGGUCAUGAAUGUGGUCCCCACCACUGCCCCCAACCAUCUCCCCCUUAUCCUCGACCGCGGCUUCCUUGGCGUGUUACAUGACUGGUGUGAAGCAUUUCCAACGUAUCCAAGAACUUAUGAUUUGGUUCAUGCGGAAGGUCUUUUAUCGCUUGAAAGUGAAAAGCAUCAUCGUUGCAGUAUGAUGGAUAUAUUCUUUGAGAUAGACCGGAUACUCCGACCGGAGGGUUGGGUGAUACUGCGGGACACAACUUCUUUAAUCGAAACCGCAAGAAUGGUUACCGCAAGGCUAAAAUGGGAAGCAAGAGUUGUGGAAAUUGAAAGCAAUAGUGAUGAAAAAUUGCUUGUUUGCCAAAAACCGUUUAUAAAGAGACGAUCAAAUCCUUCGUGAAGUGUUUGGAUUCUUGAUUUUUGGAUAUUUUAUGGGACAAAAGUUGAAGUUUUUAAAGAAUGAGAAAGUAAAAGAGAAAGAGGGUUCGGCUGAAAGCCCUAAACCCUAAACCCUAAACGAAUACCUGUGGGAGCUGUAAGGCGAGCAUGGGAGAAAUGUAAUUAGAAGAUUAUAGGUGGGGAGUUUUACACUUUUUUUUUGUUUGGUUGUGUUUUUAUAAACUAUAGAAAUCACAUUAUGAAUUUGGGUUAUAUAUAUAGAAAUAAGCACAAGUUGGC
Lactuca virosa is the source of this 2772-nucleotide messenger RNA. The record is from the annotation of a GenBank genome assembly. Lineage: Eukaryota; Viridiplantae; Streptophyta; Magnoliopsida; Asterales; Asteraceae.